AUGCGUGGAUUAACUGUACUCUCGUCGCUCCUCUUCCUCUCAACCAUCGGCUCGACGGCCAAAGAGCUCCGUUUCCCGUUGACCAAUAACGAGCAAGUGACCCUGGACGAGCUGAACUCGAUCCGUUCGUUGAUUGGCAACGGACACAUCGGACGAGUUCUGAAAGUGAUCAAGAGCAUCAAAGGCGUCGGCGAAGCGGCACUCUCUUUUCUGACCGGACACGGAGAGAAGGCGUUGGACGAGUUGAAGCAGAUGGGCGGUGAACUCGCCGAGAAUUUGAAGGUGGACUUGGAUGCGAAGACGCGUGGAUGGGGAAGUUUCGCCGUCAACACGAGCACCGCGCUUUUGGACGUGGCCGACGUGAGCGACAUUGCGAAUUCCGGACAACGUGAGCGCUUUGAGAGCGUUUCCGGCGACACACCGCUUCAGAAUUUCAGAAGUUAUAAGUCAAGGCACCGGACAGGUUCAGCAGACCAUCAGUGGAGCAGGAAGUCAAAUAAGUGGUUCAAUUAAUACGGGAAUAAAGAGUAUUCCAAUUCCGUUCGGAAGAAAAAAGCGAAAUAUUGUGAAUCAGGCGUGGGAUACGGUACAAACAGUCACCGGCGCGUUCAACAUUAAAAUUCCCGACAACGUGCUGGGACCAGCGGCCAACAUGGAGAUGUUGGUAUGAAAUUAACUUUUUGCAAAGUGCUCUCGGAUCAUGUGUAUACUCUUUUAGAGGUGGAACCGACGAUUGGCCCAACUCGCGAUGCUGAACAUCAAAGAAUUCGAGGCGGGAGUGCGAGAAGUCGAGUACCAGGGUCGAAAGUAUAAAAUGUUCGAGCAUGGAAGUCUGGCCGAGUACAUAAUCGCCAACUUUCUCGGCAAAACCAUCGCUCAAAUGUUUUCGACGGUUCAGAUCGGGUUUGUGGCGGUCAAACUUGUGCUCGGCGGGGUAGACGCGCCGAUUGCCAACGAGAAGGAGGUGGAGAAUAAGAUUUAUGAGGUACGCGCGUUGAAAACCAGAAUUCUUGAGUUUUUCUCUAAAUCAACACUCCAAUUUUGUUCUUUGCAAACCGUAGAGCGAUUGUCUGAGUUAAAAGCAUCGAUUUAAGCGCGAAACGGAGCAAAUUUGAAUCAGAAUUGACCAAAUUGAGGGAUUUUGUCGAAAACUACUGAAAAAAAACGGAGUUUUAACGAUUAUUUGCCGAAUCGAGUUCGGACACUGGCAUUCGAACCGUCCAGUCAACAAGGAGUUUAUUGCGCAUCUUUUAAGCGCUCAACCGUCGAAAAAUAUACAGAAUUGAGAUAAUUGAGGCAAAUUUUCGAUUCCAAAAAGAAAAAAUUCUGUAAUUUUCACAUAAAUGACGAAGCAGUUAAAAUUUUAUUUUUUUUAUUCAUUUCUAAUCAUUAUCAUAAGUUUUGACACUGAUUGGUUCUGAAAAGAUGAGGAUAAUGCAAAAAAAGGGAAAAUUGAAAUGAGAAACUCUACAACGACGCUCCGGAAUUACGCGUUACUUGUUUAGCGCACGUCAAUUGCGCCAAGGGGACGGGCUCCGUGCGCCUGACCUAACCUACCAAAAACAUAUUUUCUAGGCCAUAUUCGCGGACCGCAAAGAGUUGGGAUGUCUGGUGACCGCUGGUGCAUCGUUCUGUAUCAUCGGACCCAUGUAAGCUGGCCUAUAAACACACACACACACACACAAAUCAAUUGGAAUUCCAGUGGCGCCCGUGUCGGACAGUUCUACGAGAGCGGCGAGACGUGUACAAAGUGCAAGACGCCGUGCAUUCAGGGAAUGUGCCGCCCGCCGACAGACUAUUCGCUCCGCGACAAAUUUGCCGGGAAAUUGAGACCGAACGCGGACAAAUUCAAUGAAGUCGUCGAGGACCGAGCUAUGAAUCGAACCUUUUUCAUGUCCACGCUAUUUGUUUUCGUUUUCGCUUUUCUCGGUUUCAAUAUGUCCCAAUGA
Caenorhabditis sp. 36 PRJEB53466 is the source of this 1949-nucleotide messenger RNA. The record is from the annotation of a GenBank genome assembly. NCBI's taxonomy places the organism in Eukaryota, Metazoa, Nematoda, Chromadorea, Rhabditida, Rhabditidae.